AUGGCUGUUCCUUUGACAUUUCUCGUGCUGGUAACGGGCAUCGCCGGAGACAGCGCUCUUCCGGAUGGUGGCCUAGGAUAUAUGCAUUCCUAUCUAUCACUGCAUUUCUCGGAUGCCCACCGAAUCGUCUUCAACACUGUUGAAUCCUCUGCGGAAGACGUCAUGAUAACCGUGCCUGACAUGAGAAACUCGGCCCUGAAUCUAUUGCAAUCUCUGGAUAGGAAUAAGGCCAAGUUGGAAGGACAAAGGGCAACAGAUGUGACAAACUAUGACGACGGUCCGAAGCAACAGGGACCGAAUAUUCCCGCUCCAAAAGUGGUAUUUCUCUGCCAUGAUAUUGGAGGAUUCGUUGUAAAACAGGCUCUCCUGCUGGCGAAUUCAGAACCCUGCUUUGAAUGGGUAGCACGCGCAACGGCUGCUGUACUUUUCUUUGAGACGCCUCACACAGUGCCGACGCAUCUGUCCUGGGAGCGCCUGAUGGUGAGGAUGCUUGGUCAGACAGAGUCUGUGUUGGAUUUCGCCUCAUUUAUACGUUAUUUGCCCGACUAUGCGUCUCAACUCGAGACUGAAUUUGAAGGAAUUUCUGGAACUCAUCACAUGAUAAACUUUUUGUCUCGUGAGAGUCGUUAUGCCGUGGUCACCCGAGAGAACAUCCCGAGUCCAAUCUACAGCUGUGAUCAGAUACACUGCUUGGAUUGCGACCCAAAAGAGAUGUGGAAGGUCAGCGACCAAGUCUCAUGGGCUGACACAAUCCGGCGCGUCAUCAACCCACAAGAAGUUACGCGCAGUUUCUCGACGUCUCUGGCGCAGCUGAGUCCAAGAAUGCGCCAGCUUGGAACGCCAGCACACCGCUCGAUCCCGAGUGAUUUCGCAAGAUGGGCCACAUGGGAAGAGUAUAAUGACUGGGCUUCGGGCACAGAGAACCCGGUGCUUCACAUUGUGGGACUACCUGGGACCGGGACAUCGCUUUUUGCUACCCAAGUCACAAGCCACCUGCGAGAAGGUGGUAACCUUGUCCUUUCCUAUUCAGCAUGCCAUAGAUCCAACCCGAGAAACUCGACGGUGAGUCUCUGGCAUUCUUUCUGCCAACAAGCACUCCUAUCGCCAUCUUCAUAUCGUUCUACCACACCCCAUUGCUCAUGGCUCAGAAAAGAGGGCAUCUUCACCAAAGAAACGUUCAGGGGCCUGCUGCGUUCGAUACUAUCAGGCUGCGCCGGAAAAGCGACAUUUUGUAUCAUCGACGCCCUUGACCACUAUACCGCCGAGGCGCGGGACGAACUGCUCCGCGAUCUCGGCGAGAUGAGAACUUCAUCUAAAGGCGAAUUCAAGGUUCUUACUGUUGGCUCCGCCUCGUAUGUGCAAUAUGGGACGCCCGGGUAUCCGCUAGUAGUUUACUUGCAGGAACGAAUACUAGCAGCUGGAGAGCUCGAGCGGCUUGCUAAGACAAGGAUAAGCAGCAUGGCUGCGGUUAACCCGGCUUGGAAGACCCUUGAUCUUGAAUCCCAACAAGUUAAAAGGCUGUGGACGGGAUCCGCUACACUCUUUGAAUUAUGCCAGAAGAUGGACUUUCUCGAAAAGGGCGAAACCCUGUCCACCACCGGUGAGGCGAUUGCCAUGGUCGCCACUCUUCCCGCGGACUUUACAGUCUUCUUCAGAACGCUAGCGACUAAAUAUGACUUCUUACAUGAUGGACGCUUGGGCGCAGCGGUCUUGCCCUGGCUUAUUGGUUCGUUACGGCCCAUGACAGUGCAGGAGCUCGCGGUCUGGGCCGCUCUUGCUCGCACGAGCACAGAGACGCUCACAUUGCAACACCUACAAAAGUCCAUCCUAUGGGACUUUCGAAGGGACCUGGAGAAUGAGCUUAGUCCCAUCAUCCGGAUCUCGGGCGAGUUGGUGGAAAUGCGGCACCGCAUCUACCAAGACCUCGUUCUCGCAGACUUCAACGCUCUAGGCAAGGGCGAUGUGCAUCUUGAUAUACUCACCACGUGUCUCAUAUACCUCAGGCAAAUCGGCCCAUCGUGGAAGCACAGCACAGAGUUCCGGCAACAGCAUAGACUGGCAGAAUACGCGGCUCUUCACUGGCCGCAACAUUAUCAUGAAGUCAGGGACAAAGCCACCGCAAAGCCGGUGGUGCUAUCACUUCUCCAAAAUGAGGAGCAAUUCACCGUAUGGCUGGACAUAUAUUCCCACUAUGCGACGCGAUCCGCCGAAGAAGAGUCAUUUCCAAGGACACCGAUUCAAGUAGCCGCGUACUUGGGAUUGACCGAGGUUCUCUCCGAACUUGUCGCUAACGUACAUCCAUCGAAUAAAGAUACGGAGCUAACAAAGGCCAUGGAAUACGCCGCAACUAAGGGUCAUGCGAAUGUGAUUCGACUUCUUGCCGAACUCGGCGUCAGAGCCGAGGGCGCGCUGCUCCGAGCUUCCUGGCUCGGCGACAACGCAACUGUGACUGAGCUACUCAAAACCCAUCGUACAUACAUAAACUCCAGAGGCGGACCGGACGGCGUCUACACACCCCUUCUGCAAGCAGCCCGUUGUGGACAUGUUGACAGCUUUGCGAAGCUCCAAUCUGAAGGGGCUGAUCUUAACGCUGUGGCAGCCCAUACGAAUCUCACUGCACUGCACCUGGCAGCAAGGAUUGGUCAACGGGCGAUUGUUCAGCUCCUGAUUACCGCCAAAGUUCCCCUGGCGAGCGUCGAUGAGCAGGGCUAUGGUGCUCUUUACUACGCGGCAGAAGGGGGGUUCGAGGAAAUUGUGAAAUGUAUGAUUAUUGCCGCAAAUGACCCGGCAACACUGGCUGAUGAAACACGAGUCUCGCAAGUGCUUCUAACAAACAACCAGACAAGGGAUUCGAAUACCCCGUUACAUCUAGCAGCAUCGAAUGGACAUUUGAAGACUGUGGAAACACUACUUAAUAUGAAGGCCAGGCCAGGCAUUCUGAAUGACCGCAAAUACACGCCGCUCUAUUAUGCUGCCGAAGGAGGGUUCCCGUCAGUGGUCAAGACGCUCCUUGAAGUUGGCACUGUGGCAGAGAAAAAAGGGGAGCAGUCGAUGGUUGAAGUUCAGCCGUUGCCCGGCGAAGUUGCUCGCAUCCCAUCGCCAGUCGAACUAGCUGCGAAGAACGGUCAUCUUAGCACCGUGACGGAGCUACGGAGCUCGCGCUUCUAUGACACCAGCGAGGUUCUUUCCCCAGCAUUCGCCACCGCAUGUCAGGAGGGAACCAACGAUUGUGCCUUAUACAUCCUUCAGUGGUAUAACGAAGUCUCCUUUGCCGGCGGACCAUUGCUGGAUGUAGACGGAAAUACCGCGCUCCAUCUCGCCGCACGGCACGGCAAUGUGCGACUAUUUCAGAAGCUUAUGGAUUCAAAACACGUCCCGAUUGACUCCUUCAACAAGAAGGGAUUGAGUCCCCUUCACAUUGCUGCGUCUUCCGGGAGCCUUGCCAUCAUACAGUUGUUCAAAGAUGACUCGGCUCUCGGUGGCACAACGGCCAACGGAACAGGGAGGACGCUUCUUCAUAUAGCCGCAGAGGCGGGCUACCUCCACGUCGUUGAGUGGCUCCUAGACUACACAUCACUCAAGAAAGAGACUGCCACGGCAGUUGAAAACACAGCCAUAAUGCUCGCGGCAGUGGGCAAGCACGAGCCGAUUGUUAAGCUCCUUCUGGAUUCAAAGUAUGCAGUGCCGACUGGUAAUCUCCUGCAUGUAGCGGUGCUGAACAGCUGGAAAGGCGUCACAAAGAUUUUGGCAUCGUGUGACGUCUCUGUUCUCAACUGGAUUGACAGCACCACCGGUAACGCUGCCCUACACCUCGCGGUGGUGAUUAAAAACGCCGAUAUGGUAGAGGCGCUUUUAGCGGUCGGGGCUGAUCCCAAUCUUGGAAAUAAGGGGUGUAGGCUGCCUAUAUCAAUGGCCGUAGAGACCAAGAAUCUGGAUAUCGUAACCGCGCUUCUCGACGGUGCACCAACGCUUGACGUCGACCAGAUCGAUAUGGACGGUCUGACACCUCUCCUGAGAGCAUGCAAGGUGGCGUAUGAGAGCGGACAUGGUACCGCCAAGCUCGUCCGAGAGCUCUUGUCUAAGCGAAAAGCCGAUAUUAAUCUGAAUGCCAAAUGUCCUGGUAGUGAUGAAAAGUAUGCGGGAAUGACUCCCCUCCACCUGUCUGCGCUCAUCCUUUCAGAGGCUGAGGAAAGCAAUGAGGACAUCAUCGACGAGGAAGACGAUAUUUUCAUCCACGCCAAGAGCAUUGAUGAAGAAAAAAAGAGCGAUGAUAAAGCGAAGGAUGAGCUCCAACAAGAAAGCGACGAACCGGACGACGAGCUCCUCAAGUUGCUCCUCGACUUUGGAGCGGACCCUAACGCGAGGGAUGUCACGGGCUCUACACCUCUUCUGCUGGCUGCGGAAGCCGGACACAUCAAGGCACUCCGUGCUUUGCUAGAUCAAGAUGCCGACCCUAAUAUCAGCAAUACUAGAGAGACCACGGCGCUGCACCUUGCCGCUCAGUCUGGCCACGUCGCCUGCAUCAAUCUGCUUGUGAAGAAGGGUGCAAAUAUGAACGUAGCCAAAGUGGACGAAACACCCAACCGCGGGCUUUGUGGUAUUACACCACUGGUACUCGCGGUAGCCCUAGAGCGGCUCGGUGCCGUCGAGGCAUUGCUUCGUCUCGGGGCAGAUAUCGGACGUGCCGUACACAUUGCCGCACUGUAUGGCGAGUUGGACAUUUUCAAGGCCGUCCAUCGUAAACGCCCCGAUCCGAAUAUAUUCGACUCUGGCUUGGGAACGCUGCUUUGCCUUGCUGUGACGGCAGAUAGCAUGGACAUGGUCUCCCAUCUUCUAGAAAACCCAAAAGUCGCGACAAGUACUGCUAAUACCAUCGGCCAGACGCCCCUGACGAUUGCCGCCAUUAUGGGCAAUCACGACAUAGCCAAGUGUCUGGUCGAGAAAGGAGCCGAUCCGGAUAAGCGAGAUCACGAAGGGAGGACGCCGCUGGACUAUGCAAUCCUGUUCGCCGACGAGGAAUUGGCGAAAUUUCUUUGUCAGCAUACAAGACUUGGUUUUCCACUGGACGGCGUCCGUGGGCAUAGUCCGUUAUAUUUGGCCUGUCGGAUGCCAAGUGAUGACAUUUUCAACGAGAUACAUGAAGCUUGCAAAAGACUUCCAUCCGAGGAGUAUUUGAAGUUGUGUGAGCUAGCAAUCCACGCAGCCAUCAUGUCUAACAAUGGAGGGCGCCUCACAACGCUGCUCACCACGCCUGGCGUCAAAGCAACCGUGGCAGAUGACGACGGGUGGACGCCGUUGCAAUGCGCCAGGUCUUACGGCCGUAAGGAGAUGGAAGAACAAAUUCUAGGCGCUGGCGCCACCCACGAGUCAUCAGGUGAGAUGAAGACACCUACUCAAUGGCACCUGGACGACCGGCAUGCCGCACUCUCUCCAUGUAUAGGGGCAGAGCAGACCCCGCGAGUGAGAGACCCGAAGAUUGUAGAGGUAUUUGCUAGCGUGGGAGACGUGAUUGAUUUAACGUGUGACCCGUAUGGAGUAGCUGUGGCUCGAGCGAACCAUUGUAUCCCAGACGGUCAGGACUUUUUCUUCGAAAUCAAGGUGCAGAAAGGCUACAGAGACGGAUGCCAAACGCUCGGCAUCGGUCUUUGCAGUGAUAUCGCUCCUCUGAGUAGCAAGCUCAGCUUUGGACACCCGGCUAUCUCCUGUGGCUACUAUGCUCACAACGGGGAGGUGCGCGCAAGUGGUGUGCAGUCAACUGGAUUUUUCGAACCGAGAUGGUAUGGUGAAGGGGACAUUGUUGGAUGCGGAGUGGAUGCGAAGAAAGGAACCAUUUACUUCACCAAAGGUAGACAGCUACUAGCUGAACGUGGCUGUAGAGCAUGCUUUUCGCCACCCUUCCGGAAAGCUUUAUCCGGCGGUCUUCGUCGACACUCGUCAGACUGGCGUACGCAUAUCUCUGGAGAGAAUGUCGACACGGUUCGAUACAAGCGAAGUCGAAGCGGAAGCCGUAAAUACCACCAGCCUCCCCACGGAGAAGCAAUGUAA
Metarhizium robertsii ARSEF 23 is the source of this 6045-nucleotide messenger RNA. Its product is annotated as Ankyrin repeat-containing domain protein. Gene Ontology annotation, cellular component: ciliary inversin compartment. The coding region runs from base 1 to 6045 and encodes 2014 amino acids. The transcript has 10 exons. Gene Ontology annotation, biological process: protein localization to ciliary inversin compartment. Gene Ontology annotation, molecular function: protein binding. The record is from RefSeq and is a predicted model, not a curated record. NCBI's taxonomy places the organism in Eukaryota, Fungi, Ascomycota, Sordariomycetes, Hypocreales, Clavicipitaceae.